CCAGGGGAACUCGUAGCCUAUUAAAAAAUAAUAACAAAAAUCCGUAGUGAAAGUAUCCUAGAGCCAGUUUGCUUUUCUUUAUUUACUAGAGCAGGUCUACCGCUUUGAAAAUGCAUUUAUCAAAUUCGCUUGUAUGCUUUACAAAGUAGAUAUAAAGACGUUUGCAAAGGGCACACUGUGGAAUUAAUUUCUAAAACGAUGUUCUUUCUUUCUACGCACACAAGGUUUCGUCGAAUUUAACCGACAGAAGAAUCAGGAAAAAGGAUUUGUCCUUUUUUCCGGUUUGUUUCUUUUUGCAGUGAGACUAGGAAAUAAGGAGAAUAUACCACAAAAACUGGAACACAAACAUACGCGUUUGUGAGAGAGAAGGGGUUAAAAAGAACAUUUGGAGUUUCACUAUGGAAGAAAAUGAUCACAGCAACAUAGAUGUGGAGCGCCAGGACUCGGGCGAUGAGUCCAAUAGAGAUAUUUUACCCCUGUUGCAGGCUCCUGGAAACCUACUCCCUCACAGAAUCACCAACUUUUACAUCGACAACAUUUUGCGACCGGACUUUGGUCGCAGGAAAGAAGGAACAAGGCGUGACGAAAAUCAUAUAGUUGGAAGAGAGAAGCGCUGUCCAUCGGUUCCCGGAUCAGGGCAGGUGUCAGGGGAAGGACCCUCGAGCCCUCCUCCAGGGAGAGCGUCUAAAAACCCUGAUAUUACCGCAGACACAACUCUGAAACCCCGUGCAGAGACCGGAGAUCAGUGUUUCAGCUCAGACUCGGAUAGCUCGCAAAGUAACACCGCGCAGACGAACCAGCCGAUACUUUGGCCGGCUUGGGUUUAUUGCACAAGAUAUUCAGACAGACCUUCAUCAGGACCAAGAUCCCGCAAACCAAAGACGACAAAUCCAGCCAAGGAAGACAAGCGUCCGAGAACAGCCUUCACAGCGGAGCAACUCCAGAGACUCAAGAACGAGUUCCAGAAUAACCGUUACCUGACGGAGGAGAGGAGACAAGCUCUGGCCCAGGAACUCGGCCUCAACGAGUCCCAAAUCAAAAUCUGGUUUCAAAACAAAAGGGCGAAGAUUAAAAAAAUCGUCGGGGAGCAAAAACUCACUUGCAUUGCACCUAAUGGCACAGGGACUAUACAAUCACGCCACAACAACAAAGGACGACAAAUCAGACAGUGAUUAACGUGAAGGACAGGACAUCUGAAAUGCAAUAAUUCUAAACAAGGGCCAGUGUACAAAAUACCAGCAUUUAACAGAUGAAAACUUUAUGUAUGAGAUUUGAUUCUGCAAUAUUAUGUAUAUAUAGCCUAUAUACUUUGUGUACAGUGGUGUAAAACGUUUUCUAUUGGUAUCACUGCUGCACACAUACUGAAACGUCAGAUAUAGUGCGCGAGGAAAAGGACGCUUCUUUAUUUAAAAAAGGGGCGUGAUUUAAUCAACACUUGACGUUGAGCCACAAGUUUAAACCAUGCUGAAGUCCAAAGAUUUUUCCUGGUGCAUUCAGGCGACUGUGAUUUAAAAUAAAUAAAUGGUAAAAAUGUUUUAUCUGAUUUAGAUUUUUAUUUCCAUUAAUACUUUUAUUGUGAAUGUUUUACUCUAUUGAUGUGUUAACAGAGACAUGGUAUUUCAAAAAGACAACAAUGCAUAUCAUCAUAUCAUGCUUACAGUAAUUCAGUAUAUUGUAUUAAAAAAAAAUCAAUGGUCUAGAAACUAUCUGUCAAGGAUAGAUUUCACAUUUUCAGGAAAUGGAUCAGACUCUGAAUGCAUUCAAUUCAGUAAACCUCAAAACUACACUUCUAAUGCAAGUAUAGCCUACUUGACUUGAGUUGCUUUGUGUUAAAUUUAGCUGGGAAUGUACAAUAAAAGUUUUCUCAUCUUCAUUUUCCAAAUGGACAUUCGACAAUUGUUUUUUUUUUUAAAUGGUUGAAAGUUUCUUUUUUAGCUAAGUAACAAUCAUAAAAUGUUGUUUGAAAAUUACCACUUAAAAUUG
This is a messenger RNA of Carassius auratus (goldfish), 1983 nucleotides long. Its product is annotated as homeobox protein engrailed-2b-like. NCBI's taxonomy places the organism in Eukaryota, Metazoa, Chordata, Actinopteri, Cypriniformes, Cyprinidae. Gene Ontology annotation, molecular function: DNA-binding transcription factor activity, RNA polymerase II-specific; RNA polymerase II cis-regulatory region sequence-specific DNA binding. The record is from RefSeq and is a predicted model, not a curated record. Bases 399 to 1172 code for a protein of 257 amino acids. Gene Ontology annotation, cellular component: nucleus. Gene Ontology annotation, biological process: neuron differentiation; regulation of transcription by RNA polymerase II. The transcript has 2 exons.